ACGCCACAUGCCGACAUCCGGACCUUUUACCGCGGGGCCAGUAUGUUAGGUCAAGGUCAGAUCAGCACGGACGGCCGGAACAACGUACAGUUCGUGUGUGACUUCACCCUGGCAGGGGUCUCCCCUACCACGGACGUACUCACGGACGUGGUGUGGCAAAAGGUGGGCCGUCCCGCCUACAUGAACAACCCGAUGACGUCCGUCUCGGGGUACCCGAACCUGCUCAACUGCCCCAACACCUACGUCUCCAGCACCCCGACCAACUACGGCUUCAACAUCGCCGGACCAAAAACCACGCUGGUGAUCAAGAACGCCACGGCUGCCGACUACGGCGUCUACCGGUGUUACGCCACCAAGGUGAGCCGACAGACGCCGCGGCAGCGUACUCCCGUGUACAUGGAGGUGUACUACGGGCCCAGCGGUACGUCCGGCCGACACUGAACGUGCCGGUAGGUACCCGGUACCGGUACUAGAGUGACUCCGAGUCAAGUGACUCGAUAGGUUUUGUGAGGUUUGCGCAGUACAAGUUACUGAAUCGGUUACUCUUGACUGGUGAACAGAGCAAGAAGGUCAUGUAACCAAACAGCAUUCCUACGUCCUUAAAGCCCACACACUGCCAUCAAGUACACGAAAAGGGCGAAGCCUUCCAUUACCAUGCAUGGUAUAAUAACUGAUGAUGUAUUACUCACAGCACAUAGAUGUUACCAAGGAGGGCGCUGAAGGCAAUGAUCUUUAGUUGAUCUUACAUGUACGGCCGUUACAGGCUACCUCAUACACCCCAGUCGUUAGUCGUUGUGAUAGUUGUUAUGAUAAUUCACGCUAUUGUAGAACUGCGCUGUAAUCACGUAAGAGCAUUUAGUAAAACUCAAAUACGUAGUUUUAUGUAUGUAGUCUUGUAGAUUUUGUGUUACGCUUUGCACCACUUUAGCAUAUGUUUUGAAUGUCUGUACUUAACGUGCAUUGUAAAUCAACGAAUGUAGGCGCACGAUCUUAACCCAAAAGGGUUGGGCGUAGACGCACCAUAAAUUUACCGGUCGGUCACUCACAAGGUUAGUCAGCACGGAGUUAAUAAUUAUUUAGUUAGUUCACGAUCUAUGUCACGCAGAUCAGGGCAUUUACUUGUAUUCCAAGCGUGUCGCGCGAUUGUCACAACUGUUAAACAACAUAUAUGUGUGUCCGUGUUAACUCUUCAUAACAGCAACAAUAAAAUCACCAACAAAA
Molecule: messenger RNA, 1221 nt
Organism: Amphibalanus amphitrite
Lineage: Eukaryota; Metazoa; Arthropoda; Thecostraca; Balanomorpha; Balanidae
Exons: 3
Coding region: 43-441 (132 amino acids)
Source: RefSeq, a predicted model, not a curated record